Miscanthus lutarioriparius is the source of this 1881-nucleotide messenger RNA. Lineage: Eukaryota; Viridiplantae; Streptophyta; Magnoliopsida; Poales; Poaceae. The record is from the annotation of a GenBank genome assembly.
AUGGCGGCGUACUACCACGGCGGCGCCGGCACGGACAUCCAGGCCAGCACUGACGGCCUGCAGACGCUGUACCUGAUGAACCCGAGCUACGCCGGCUACGCUGACGACGGCGGCGCGUCCACGCCGGGGGCGACUAACAUGAUGCUCCUCAACUCGGCCGUGACCACCAUGACGACGGCGUCCUUCGCGCACCACCACCACCACCAGCAGUCGCCGUCGUCGGCCGCGCAGCAGCAGCAGCACUUCGUCGGCAUCCCGCUCCAGGCGCCGCCGUCGGGCUACAACCUGUGGACCCCGGCCACGGCCGCCGUGGACAUGUCGUCGCCGCCGCCGCAGGCGCAGACUCCCGGCUGCGCCGCCGCGGCUGGGGUCAGCGCCGUGCUCAGCCUGUCGUCCCGAGAGGCAGCGCCGCCGCCGGUCACGGUGGCCGCGGUGGCCGGCCCUGGCUGCACCGACGAGGGCAAGUACCUGGGCGUGUCGGCCACGUCGCAGGGGCAGAUGGUGAUGAGCUCCAAGUACCUAAAGGCCGCGCAGGAGCUGCUAGACGAGGUGGUGAGCGUCAGCAAGGGCGUCGAGGACGCCAACAAGACGACCAAGAGCCUGGCGGCGGUGAAGAAGAAGGAGGACUCGGAGGGCGUGUCCGGUGGCGGCACCGAUGACGGUUCCGGCGCAAAGAGCGGUGGCGGCGCGGCGGAGAUGUCCACCGCGGAGCGGCAGGAGCUGCAGAUGAAGAAGAGCAAGCUUAUCAACAUGCUUGACGAGGUGGAGCAGCGGUACCGGCAGUACCACGGGCAGAUGCAGGCGGUGUCGUCGUCGUUCGAGGCGGCGGCGGGCGCCGGGUCGGCGCGGACGUACACGGCGCUGGCGCUGCGCACCAUCUCGCGGCAGUUCCGGUGCCUGCGGGACGCGAUCGCGGCGCAGGUGCGCGCGGCGAGCCGAGCGCUGGGCGAGGACGCUGACGCCGCCGGGGGCCGCACCGUCGGGUCCCGCCUCCGCUACAUCGACCACCAGCUCCGGCAGCAGCGCGCGCUGCAGCAGCUCGGCAUGAUGCAGGGCGGCGCCUGGCGGCCCCAGCGUGGCCUCCCCGAGCGCUCCGUCUCCAUCCUCCGCGCCUGGCUCUUCGAGCACUUCCUGCACCCAUACCCCAAGGAUUCGGACAAGGUCAUGCUCGCCAAGCAAACCGGGCUCACCAGGAGUCAGGUGUCGAACUGGUUCAUCAACGCGAGGGUGCGGCUGUGGAAGCCCAUGGUGGAGGAGAUGUACCUGGAGGAGACCAAGGACCAGGACGGUGGCGGCGGCGGCAAUGACGAGGGAAGUCAGUCCGCGGUGCGCGUGGGAGGCGGCGGGGCGGCGGAGAGCGCGUCCACCAACAAGGGCAUCCAUGGCUCCUCCCUGCUCGAGCUCGGCGGCGGCGGCGACCACCAGCAGUCUCACGCGGGGUUCUACGACGACGAUGAAGACGACGGCGACGACGCGAUGGGGCGGAGGCUCAAGAAGGCGCGCGGGGACGAGCCGGCGCCGGCGUUCCACCACGUGCACGACAUGGCCGCGCUGCACGCGCAGGCCGCGGCGGCCGCGAGGCAGCAGCACGAGGAGGACGGCGGCGGCGGGUACUCGCUGUUCGCGCCGGGGCCGUACGGGCAGUUCGCCACGGAGCCCGCCGCCUUCGCGUUCGCCGGGAACGGCGGGGUGUCGCUGACGCUCGGCCUCCCGCACGGCGCUGGACGCAGCGCCGCCGAGCAGACCGCGUCGUUCCUCAUGGGCAGCACCACGGCCGGCGCCGACAGCGGCAGCCACGGCGGCGCCGGCGGCGGCUACGACAUAAACAUGCAGAGCACCAAGUCGUUCGCGGCGCAGCUCAUGAGGGACUUCGUGGCCUAG